Messenger RNA from Phytophthora nicotianae INRA-310, 679 nucleotides. RefSeq lists its product as hypothetical. The transcript has a single exon. The record is from RefSeq and is a predicted model, not a curated record. Bases 40 to 630 code for a protein of 196 amino acids. Lineage: Eukaryota; Oomycota; Peronosporomycetes; Peronosporales; Peronosporaceae.
UGAGCGGUCCAUUCUGCAAAAAGCUCGCCAGCCCGAAGUAUGAUCUCAGGCGAGAUAAUCUCCGACGCCAAGCUACUAGAGGAAGUGUCCACCUUCUUGAGCGAGACUAAUCUGGUCUUGGCACGAACACCGCGGGAUGGUGAUGCCUCCGAUACAGGUCUUUCUGAAUCUUGGUUUUCCGUGGGUGGUAAUAGUGCCGAGAUCGACGUCAGCACAAGGGAUGACGCAGUCGGUCGUAACCGGAAAAUGAGUCAGAAGAAGGAGGCACUUCGAAAGCAGCGAUACCAACGACGGCUCAGACAAGAACGAGAGACUUUGAGACGAAUGGAGAAGAGACUCACGGCCCGACUGUUGCAAGUGAAAGAGGCAUACGAAGCUAGCAAUUAUUCACUUGGUGGCAAAGAUGGCCAUAUCAACUGGCUUUUGAGAGAUUUUGCCAAGCAGAAACGUGCAGAGCGAUUUCGAGCGGAAGAAGAGCAAAAACAACUAGUUGAGACCAUCACUUCACAAGCAGCUUACUUGGCGACUCUGAGAGAUAUGGUAUCUGAUCAAGAUGCAAGUACAACGCCAUCUUGCGGAGGAGAUGAGCAGGCUGUUCAAGCCUCCUUCACGUUCGAGAUUGCCUUGUGAAAAAUUUCAGUAUAACAGCAAUUAAUACAUUGUGAUAGGUAUUCUUUCG